GCGCCCUUCCCCGGAAUGGUUCCUCCCGCCGCGGCUCCCCCCGCGCCGCGCGCGGUGGUGGCGGCCGGCGCGCGGCGUGACGCGCGGGCCAUGGCGGCCAUGGCGGCGCUGCCCCCGGGCGCGCUGUCGCCGCCUGGCGGGGGCGCGGCGGACGCGGCGGGGCCUGAGGGCGCCGAGGGCCUGUUCGUGCUGCUGGGCGCGGGGCUCGCCGCCGCCAGCCACCCCCUGCUCUACGUCAAGCUGCUCGUGCAGGUUGGGCAUGAGCCUCUACCUCCAACCAUUGGCAGAAAUGUGCUGGGAAGGAAGGUCCUGUACCUGCCUGGCUUCUUCACCUACGCCAGACACAUCGUGGAAGUGGAUGGGAAAAGAGGCCUCUUCCGUGGCCUGACUCCUCGCCUCAUCUCAAGCACUUUAUCAACCAUCACCAGGGGGAGUGUGAAGAAGGCUUUUCCACUGGAGGACAUGGAGCAUGUAUCUAACAAGGAUGAUGUGAAAACUUCGCUUAGGAAGGUGGUCAGAGAGACAUCCCAUGAGAUGAUGAUGCAGUGCGUGUCCCGGGUGGUCUCACACCCGCUGCACGUGAUCUCCAUGCGCUGCAUGGUCCAGUUCGUGGGCCGGGAGGUCAAAUACAGCGGUGUGUUCACUGCCAUUGGCAGGAUACUUAAGGAAGAAGGGAUCCUGGGAUUCUUUGUUGGGUUGGUCCCUCACAUCCUGGGAGAUGUCAUCUUCCUGUGGUGCUGCAACCUCCUGGCUCACUUCAUCAACACCUACGCAGUGGAUGACAACUUCAGCCAGGCAUCGGUGAUCCGGAGCUACACCAAGUUCGUGAUGGGGAUCGCUGUGAGCAUGCUGACGUACCCAUUCCUUCUCGUGGGAGAUCUCAUGGCAGUGAACAACUGUGGGUUGCGCGCCGGCCUCCCUCCCUACGCUCCCGUCUUUGCAUCCUGGAUCCACUGCUGGAGGUACCUCAGUGCUCAGGGGCAGCUGUUCCGUGGCUCCAGCCUGCUGUUCCGCAGGGCGCCCAUCCCAGCCGCCUCCUUCCCCAUCGACUGACGCCUCGGCAGGGAGAGCUCUUCAACUUGGACUCCUCAAGAAAUCCCAAGCUUGUUUCGAUAUCUGUAUAUUUCUAUUUUCUGAUCCAAAGUCCAUGGUGCCAGAAAUGACACCUCCUCUCCAGCAAGGCCAGCAACAGACUUCU
Molecule: messenger RNA, 1198 nt
Organism: Prinia subflava (tawny-flanked prinia)
Lineage: Eukaryota; Metazoa; Chordata; Aves; Passeriformes; Cisticolidae
Gene: MTCH1
Product: mitochondrial carrier 1
Exons: 12
Coding region: 16-1053 (345 amino acids)
Biological process (GO): positive regulation of apoptotic process
Cellular component (GO): mitochondrion; membrane
Source: RefSeq, a predicted model, not a curated record